Molecule: messenger RNA, 7962 nt
Organism: Bactrocera latifrons
Lineage: Eukaryota; Metazoa; Arthropoda; Insecta; Diptera; Tephritidae
Gene: px
Exons: 13
Coding region: 1169-7570 (2133 amino acids)
Source: RefSeq, a predicted model, not a curated record
UUCAAAAUGGACGCAAUAUCUUUGUGUUCCCAUUCUCAGAUCGCGUGAGCAGCAGUGAUAAGUUUUUGCAAUUUACUUUUCCUAAUAAAAAAGUGGAGUGUGAAAACUGAAAAAAUGCCAAUGAAUUUAAAUUUGUGAUAUACUACAAGUAAAUGGGACGGAAGUGGAUAAUAAUCCAAGGCUUUUUGUCAAAUUUCGUCCGUGUAGUGAAGAAACAGUCAAUACAAAUCAACUUAAACUGUCUGAUGGAAUUUUGUAAUACACCAAUUGCGAGUUUUCUUUGUGACCUCACUUUUUGCGUUUCGGCGUUCGUGUGCGUUUAGCGUACUUUAGAAGAGCGUAUUGUGCUGUCGUACAUUGCCAAAACGAUGUUUGUAGCAACAUUUUCUUUGCAAGUAUUAUUAAAAGAAAAACUGCUAUAGAAUUCUCCAGCAACAGCAGUCGAAAAGUUAGUUGAAGCAGCCAGAAAUCAGCAGUUGAUGUGCGAUUGUUUGUGUGUACGUCAAUCCUAAACGAGCGACCGAUUGGCUGCUAGCUGGACACGAAAAACCGAAAAACGCAGUGGCAGAAAGAAAAUAAGACUAAAAAGAAAGAAGGUUGUAUAAACGAUCAGAAAUUGUGCUAGUGACAAUUUGGCAGGCUUUUUGUUUUACGCCAGCUUUUAUAUACCAUAUUCUUUUUUGGUUGGAAUUUAUAAUGGUUUAGUUAAAUAAUGCAAUACGUAGAAGUGCAAAAUUGUUUCCACAUAUUGCCAAGUUGUGAAUGAAGACUCCAACACAAUACAGUGUUAAUUAUGAAGUACAAUAAUGUGUAACGCAAGUAUGUAUAAUAAUUGUAGAAAGAGAUAAAAGUUUAUACAACAAAAAAAUGUAUAAAUUUGCAGUAAAAGUACUGAAAACUUACAAAGAAACAUGAAAAACAUUUUGAAAGUGCCUACAAACAAGGACAAAUUUUUAUUCCUUUGAAAAACAAAUAAAGUGAUAAAAGCGGAAUAUCGGUUAGCGUUCUGUCCGCUAAAACUAGUUUAUUAUUACAAAAAAAUAUACGCCUUUACGAUUUUAAAUUUCAUUUACCGUCUAAACGCUUUGAGUUAUAUGCAUUGUCAUCAUUUGUCCACACGAUCCCAAAAGUACAACGACGCACACUUGCUGAAACUUAGUUAUAUAUUAUGGAAAAAGGGAAAGUACAUGUAAAAAACGAGCAUCGUGGUGUGCCUUCACAAACACAACAACAACAACAAUUAACGCCAAAAAUUGCUGAAGGCCAUCCCUCAACGUCACUAUCACCCGAAUUAAAAUCUGCGCCCUUUAUGGGAAUGCACCAUAACCUAGAACAUCCACCACAAACAGUCUACUACCAUCCACAACGUCCUACAUCGAAAACGAAUACAACAAAUAUUUCGGAAUGUGAUACUAUCGGUAAUUCCGCCAACGAUGGUGUAUUCCCUUUAUGUUAUGUAUGUGGCGGUAAUGGCGGCUGCGAAUCUCUACGCGUACGUCCUAAUCAGGAUUGUCCUACUGAACCGUAUUUCCCAUUUUUGGAACGACACGAACCGCCUAACGGUGUACCAAAGCUUACAUCUACACAAACCUAUGUAAUCGCUUGUAUGCUUUGCUAUCGAUCCCUGCGAGAGCAAUGGGACUCGUAUGAACGCAAAAAGAAACCACAUUUGCAGCGUUUAUAUCACAUGAAACGUGUUGAUGGGAAAAGUUACAUUGGCGCCGACAUACAAACACAAGGUGAAUACGCUGCACAGAUGCUUGGUCUUAGCGCUGAACAUUUGCAACAUGGUAAUUUGCAAGAAGAUUACGCAUAUUUAAGUGGUGUGUCGCGUACACCAAAUCGCGUCGAUUACGAACGUCCAUCGAAUGUGACGAAUCAAUAUUAUCCUUUACAACCGAACGAACCAUCAUCGUCAUUACAUUAUGCUCAAACAAAUAAUACGCCUAGCUCAACGGCACAACAAUACUGUGAUUAUUAUAAUCGAAACUUUAACGCUACCUUGAAUGGCCAAAUGACGCCACAACCAAAAGAAAAGCAAAUUGGCACCACGCAGUUACCUAAGAGUGUGGCACAUAUGAAUGACGAGCCCACCACAGUUGAAAGUCGUAAACCAGUCGGUAGUGGUUCACCAUAUGACACGUUAAAUAUAAAAUCGUCCUCAUUUGCUCAUCAUAAAUUUAAAUUAGGUCAGAUUUCCUGUAUGAAUUCAGCUUCAGCCCGUAAUGAACUAAACUCGCCAAAUGAUACACAAAAAGCUCUACAUACAAAUUCGGACAGUAAACAUCAACAAAUUCACCAGCAGCAACAACAACAACAGCAGCGACAAGAUCGUAUCAGUCCGCAAUACGAAUAUGGUAUCGCAGCUGGUGGUGUUGGUGGUAAUCACUCGAAUGCCGCAUCAAUGGCUGAUGUUGUUGACGAUGCAAGUGGUGCUGCCUUAGAUUUGCGUAACUCAACAAAUAACAUCUGUGAACCAUACAUGUUGUCAUGCGGUACUUCACGCCAAAUGUUUCGAAAUGCCUCACCUAGUAAUAAUGCCACCAACCAAGUCGAUGUCGGCAUACUUGACUUGUCAAUGCCAGACAAGAAUUCAUUAACUGAAGUUUGUUAUGUUUGCGGUGAUGAACAGCGACGUGGCAGUCUCAUCGAACUGAGCACUGUACGUUCGAAGGAUGGGAAGGGUCGUCAUCAUCCCUACUUUCCGAUUUUCAAUGAACAAAUACCACGUCCGCCGCGCUCACGUCCCAAAGAUCCACGUGGCAUGAUACAAGCCUGUCAAUUAUGCUAUGAACAUCUUAUACAACAGUGGAAUAAUUACCAGACUACACAAACACCUGAAAAUGAACGCUCCUAUACGUUACGUAAGAAACCAACAUCCGUCACAGAACGCACCACGUUCGUUUGUUAUACCUGUGGCGGUGACACGCCCUCCUCACGUUUGCGGCUCGUUUAUUGCUGUCCAAAUGCAGAGCGCGAACCUUACUAUCCUUUCAUAAAAACCAUGAAAGCUUUCAAAAAUGCUAGUCCCAUCAGUCCACAGGGUAUGGUGCAAAUAUGUUCCUCAUGCUAUGAAAAGCAUUUAUAUUUGGCUGAAGGUGGUAACAACACUACAAUGGCAGCGGCUACCUCUACUGGCCGUAUAUCUGGUGGACCCGCUGACAAUAAUGCGGCCGCUGGUAGCGGUGCCGGCGCAAUUUACAGCGUAGAUGGUGACGCCAAUCUCAGCAACAACAAUGUGAUCGCAACAAGCGCUGAGGGUGCAGGACGUUACACACCCUCCGAGAAGUCGUUGGCCAACUCGGAUUCGACAAGUAAUGUGAAAUUUAAGCCAUACGAACCGAUUUCAAAUAGUUCUCCAUCCACACAGCGCGAUUUCAAAUUUGCACGACAGGGUGAUUCGCGCCCUAAUUCGCCGACAUCUUCAUCUCAGGGCCCUGGCGAGAGUGAGCGUGGACAAUAUCCUUGUUACAUUUGCAAAACUCUUUGCGCCGCCAAUAAAAUGGAGUGGUUAUCCACCAGCGCUGAACAUAUGAAUUCGCAUGCCAUGCAUUUUCCCUGCUUACGCGGCAGCAGCAAUAAUGGUCGUGAUAAUGUCAGCCUAAGUGGCAAUGGCAACACUGCCAAUAAUAAUGAUAAUAAUAAUCGUGUGCUUGCCUGUAAGGAUUGUGUGAAUUAUUUGGCACGCCAGUGGGAGACAAUGGAUGCUGAGCGCGUGCCAUUGGAGCAUCGAAGAUAUAAUAUACCUUCGCCGAUGAUCACUUCGAGCUCACCAAAUGGCUCACGUCAUGGUGGCCUAACCAUAACUACACCACCGUCUACGCCUUCCGUGUCUUCAACACCUGCCAGUACAUCGAUUUAUUGUUUUCUAUGUGGCUUGCAUUCGGAUUUGACAUUGGCGCGCGUCUUGUAUGCGAGCAAAGAGGGCUCACGACCAUAUUUCCCCCAUCUCCUCAAACACAACUCGCUGCCAAAUGCUGAACAAUUGCGCAAGGAUUACUCAGCACUCGUAUGCACAUUCUGCUACCACUCCAUGUUGAAUCAGUGGCGCAAGUAUGAAGCGCAGACACCAGCUAUAGCACCAACCGAACGCAAAUACAAUUGGCAUGACUAUAUUUGUCAUUUAUGCGGCAUUACGACGUACCGAAAACGUGUGCGCGCACUACCGGUUAAUGAGUUUCCAUUUGUGAAAAAUCGCAAAAAUGGCGAUGGGCUUUUGUUGGAGAACGGCGAAUAUGCUGUGGUUUGUUUGGAUUGCUACGAAAGCCUUAGACAACAAGCCUCGCAUCAUGAUCGUUUUGGUGUACCGAUUUCUAGGCGUGGAUACAACUGGGUGCCACAACCACCACCGCCCGAGGACAGUCCGGAUGUUGCUGUAGCGCGUUUGCCAUGUGGAGAGCGUUCCGAUCGAUUUCCCAUCAACACCACCCUCAGAUCCAUAUCUAACAAGAAGAUCGCAUCACCGAAGCAAGGCGAAAAAACUAAAGAUGUUCCUCCAAAGAGUGGCCAAAAGCGCCCAGCAACAAGUCCAGCACCACCCAUCCCGUCGCCACAUCAUAUACAAUCGCCCUCCACCACACCCGGUGCUGGCAAUAGCAGCGGUGGCAAUGCGGCAGUGCAAAUGACGUCCAAUUCGGCGCUGUUGAAUCAUGUUAUGCCACCAAAUCAAUUAAGUGGCUUGCAAGCAGCCUCUUUGCAACAGCAACAGCAACAACAUCAGGCACAUCAACAGGCUGUCGCUGCAGCAGCAGCAGCCGCACAAGCGCAACAGCAACAAAUAGUUGGCGUACCGGGUGCGCUGAAUGCGGCACAAGCGAGUGCACGCGGACCCUUCGCCUCGGCAUUGCGCAACUUGGCUAAGCAAGCCGACAUCAAAGAGGAGGACGAUAUCAAUGUGCGCGUCGAACGUAACGAGCGCGCAGUACCGCUAAGUGCGGGUAGUAGUGGUGGUGGUGGCGGUGCAGUCGGUGUGGCCGCGGCAGUAAGUGUUGCCAAUACCAAUGUGGUGAAUGUGUCCAAUACGACACGUGCAGCAAUGUCAAAUGAACGGCUACCACCAAGCGGUGGUGGUGGGCAAAUCAGUGGUGUGGACGAACGUUUAAUGGCCAAAAAGCGUACUGGUUCGUCGCCGCAACCAGGCGAGAAGAUCGCACGUAUGUCUUCGCAACAGUCGGUGCAAAUGCAACCUGAGUUAUUGGCGCGCAGCGGUUUUCAACCAUACCGAUCAGAUGAGCGCCUGAUACAUCCGGCGGGCGCUUUUCCCUUGGAAGCCUAUGCCACCUUCGCAGGUUUACCAACGAUGCCGCCAGGGCCGUUCUUGAGUCCAGCUGGUCUGCCUUACUCCGAUCAAUUGUACUUAGAUCAACGCUUUCAAAUGCUACGUGCAGCCGGUUCUCACCACACACACCCGCAUGCCCUCUAUCCACCAAUGGCUUCGCCCUAUGCUUCUCAUUUAUAUUCGAUGAUACCGGGCGCAGCGCUUGGUUUGGGCUCCGCCUUGCAUGAACGUAUGAAAUUAGAGGAGGAACAUCGCGCGCGUAUCGCCAGAGAAGAAGAACGCGAAAGGGAAAUACAGCGGGAAAAGGAACAGCGCGAGCGCGAACGUGAACAAAGGGAACGCGAGCAACGUGAGAAAGAACAACGAGAACGCGAACAACGCGAAAAGGAGCAACGUGAGAAGGAACAGAAAGAAAAAGAAGCACGUGACCGUGAGUUACGUGAAAAAGAGCGUGAGGCAAGAGAACGCGAAAGGCAAAUACUAUCUGCCUCUCAUCAUUAUACAAGUCAGUUAUAUUCGCCAUUGGGACGCAAUUUACUUGGACCAAUGAUGCCACACUUGGGUUUGGGUUUGCGUGCACCGCCCGGUGCAUUGCAUAGCCUACCGCCGAUGUCCGCCUACCAUGCGGCGAGCCAACGUCAGAGUCCACACUCUGCAAUGGGUCUCAAUCUCGGUUUGCCCGGUUUGGGUAGUGUACCAUCGCUAUCGCAUGGUCCUGGUGGCAUACCGCAUCAUUUACAACAAUCUGCAUUGGGACUGGCACACCCAAGUGCUGCUGGCUUAACGCAUCCGGGCUUUCCUGGUGCCGCUUUGGGCUUGUCACACCACGGUAUAAAUCUAACACAUCCACAUAUCUCACCACACCAUCCGGCAAUGGUGCCCAGUCAUCAGAUGUCACCACACUCAUCAUCGAUAGCCUCGACCUCGACCACUACCACAUCGCCACACAAUCUAAAUUUGAGUAUGCAAAGCAAUGCGGGUGCCAGCAUGAAGGUAUCAGUGCCCAGUAGUGUUUCACAAACGUCCGUAUCGGGUUUGCAGUCCUCCACCAGCAUGACUCAAGCCACUUCGACGUUGUCCUCACACAUUCCGCAAAUGAGCAACUCACUUUACCACUCGCAUCACUCUAGUCAGCAUCUAACCAGCGCUGGACUGGCACCCACAUCUGCGCAUCAGCAGCCGCCGACCUCAAUGCCGCUUUCGCUAACUAGUAAUUCGGGCCGCAGCCAUUCGGCAUCGCCCAUCACAAUGAAAGCAACACCGCAAUUGUCGAACAACAAUCCCGGUAUGCAUAAUCAAAACGGUGGACGUUCCGCCAGCAGUCCACAUGCUUCACGUCAGCUGGCUAUGAGCCAAACGCAACACCAGCAAAAUGCAGGUGUUCACGAUAAGCAAAAUACUUUGACGCCGAGUGCACUCGAGCCGGCCACACUAGAUCUGACUGGUUCGAAUUCCAAUUCCAGCGUGCAAGUGUCAUCUGUAGCCAGCAGUGGCGGCGGUCAUAACACACACUCGAAUGAACUAAACGGUACCAGUGGCGUUGAAGCGAUUGGCAUUGGGGAACGCAAAGAUAACACUGCUGCGAUAGCGAAGAAUCUCUCGCUCAAUGUAAACACCAGCGAUAAGAGAAGUCCAUCGACAUCGCCCACAGUUGCCGCCAAAGAUAAUGCUGCCGCAUACAAUAUGAGCGUGUCGAACAACGCCGAAGAUUCAACGCGACAAUGCAGUCCAAACAGCGCGAUGUCCACCUCAGCAGAGCCGCAUACAUCGAUAUCGCCGCCGGCGAAACCAACAAUCGGUGGCGAUUCCAUAGGUGGUGCCGGUCAUGGAGCAGGUGCAGGUUCAGGUAAUUACAACAAUAAUUCCAAAGUUACCGCCGUACCGUCAGACAACAUUGUCAAGCCAACAAGUGACCCCUCAACGGGUGUUUUUGCAACCAACAACACACAAAAUGUACCGCCCAACGAUACAGUACGGCCGACGGUAGGCGCCACAGAUGUGCAGUCGACAGCAACACCGACCAACACCAACACCAACAACAGCAGUAACCACAGCCACAUCACAUCGCCUACAACUACCACGCCCGAUGCGUGCGCCAGUGUAGGCGGUGUGACCUCCACGACCGGUGGCAGCACCUCGCCGCCUGUGGUGAGCAGCAGCACGAAUAUUGUAAACAACAAAACACAAAAGAAGAGCAAUUGCGAUGAAACGGUGUCCAGUGCGACGCCAACAACUACCACGGCCGCGAUCGAGGUGAAUGGCGGUGGCGCUGCUGCUGGUGGCGGUCGGUGAUGCUGUGCUGCCGCGUGUCUGUUUGCCCAACGGCACCAACAACAUAAGCAACAACAGCACGGAAGCGCAUACGCCAAACGCUAUACUUAUGCGCUCGUAUAAAUAUUUCUUAACUGUAAUUACUUUAGCACACUUAAGGUUAAGCCAAGCUUCAUGCCAUGUACCCCUUAAUGGAGAUCACCGUCUGCUCAUUUUUGCGUUUCUUAUUGAGUCACUUUAUUUUGCAACUUUUCGUUUACACAAAUCUCCGAAUUAUUUUAUUCUUACGAAUUCUCUUUGCAUAUCUAUCUAUUGGACUAAUGAUAUACUUACACUUUUAUGUUAAAGCAACAACAAUAUAUCGGCAUUUUGCCUUAAAUAUAUGUGUAUUUGAAUUUAUGUGUAUAGUGUAA